Messenger RNA from Anisakis simplex (herring worm), 381 nucleotides. NCBI's taxonomy places the organism in Eukaryota, Metazoa, Nematoda, Chromadorea, Rhabditida, Anisakidae. The record is from the annotation of a GenBank genome assembly.
AUGCAGACUCCAUGGAUCCUUAUUGGUGUAGUGUUUGUUGCGACUGCUUAUGCAGUGCUCAAAUGUGAUGAAGACGAUUCGCUGUGUAUGUCUAUGGCUCGUGCUGACGAUGAUAAUUCGACACAAUGUGAGGGAAUGGCAAAGUGCUUCUCGGACGACGAUUGUCAUGGAGGUACGUGCCUGGGAAUAGCUGUCGGCAAAUGUAAUUGUGGCGGAUGUUUGUCGUUGUUGCCGUGUGAAGACGAUUCGUCUUGUGGUGGACUGAAAGGCGCGUGCGAUACUAAGAAGAAGACCUGCGAUUGCGAUGCAGGUAUGAGUCUUCAUCUCAUCCGUCUUGUUUACAAGUUUUUAUCCUAUGUGGGGAACACGUUGACGUUCUGA